This is a messenger RNA of Paramuricea clavata, 412 nucleotides long. NCBI's taxonomy places the organism in Eukaryota, Metazoa, Cnidaria, Anthozoa, Malacalcyonacea, Plexauridae. The record is from the annotation of a GenBank genome assembly.
AUGGUUGCUUUGUAUCUUGAAGGACGAACUCAACAGGUACAAAUUAACGAAGUCCUUUCAGAACCUUUAACAAUCAUUACUGGGGUCCCUCAAGGUUCCAUUCUUGGCCCGUUACUAUUCUUAAUAUUUAUCAAUGAUCUUCCAUCUUUUCUUACUACCACUCAUCAUUCUCUUUUUGUGGAUGACUCGACUCUUUUAGCCCAUGGCCGUGAGCUACCUGAUAUCAAAGCUUCUUUGUCGACUGAUUUGUGUAUUACCUUUAAUUGGGCAAGAAGCAACCAUAUGGCUUUAAAUUUUAGCAAAACCAAAUUCAUGAAAAUUUAUUCAAAGCGUAAGUAUUCACUGCUUGAUUAUGAUAGCAUACUUUAUGAGGAUUUUUGGAUUGAAGAAAUUACUUCUGGCAAACGUUUAG